Molecule: messenger RNA, 642 nt
Organism: Auanema sp. JU1783
Lineage: Eukaryota; Metazoa; Nematoda; Chromadorea; Rhabditida; Rhabditidae
Source: the annotation of a GenBank genome assembly
AUGGGUUUUCAAUUCAAACUACCCAGUCAGACCACUGUAAUUGGUGCCACACAGUCUGGCAAAACUACAUUGAUUAAACACAUUUGCGAGAAUACUGAGAAAUAUUUUGCACAACCCAUUGAUAAAAUUUUCUGGUUCAGCCAAUGUGGCUCAAGUUCCGGCGUACCACUGUCUGAUGGUAGACUUGUUGUUGUGGAAGGACCACCUGAUGCAGAACUCAUCAAGGAUCAAAAGGGCAGAAACUCUAUAGUUGUACUGGAUGAUUUGAUGAACUAUUUCUCAUCAUCCAAAGAAGCUAAACAGUUGCUAAACAACAUAUUCACCGUUUGGGCACAUCAUUGGAACUUGGCAGUGUUCAACUUGGUACAGGCUGCUUUUCAAUUGGAUCGAACAAGCAGAAUCAAUAGUACUUAUUUGAUAUUGAUGAAAAGUCAUUCUGAUGUUUUACAAAUUCGAAAUUGUCUCCAGCAAUUAUUUGGUACUCGUUUCAAAAGCGCCUUUGAGGCUUACACAGAUGCCAUGUCCAAACCAUAUAAUCAUUUAUUGAUUGACAACCACCCUUUGACAAAUGAUCGUCAUCGCAUAUUGACUGAUAUCACUUCCGAGUAUCCCAUAGUAUAUAUAGCUCGAAGUAUCAUUUAA